Messenger RNA from Labrus bergylta (ballan wrasse), 3360 nucleotides. RefSeq names its product T-box transcription factor 6 (gene tbx6). Lineage: Eukaryota; Metazoa; Chordata; Actinopteri; Labriformes; Labridae. The record is from RefSeq and is a predicted model, not a curated record. Gene Ontology annotation, molecular function: DNA-binding transcription factor activity, RNA polymerase II-specific; RNA polymerase II cis-regulatory region sequence-specific DNA binding. Gene Ontology annotation, biological process: cell fate specification; regulation of transcription by RNA polymerase II; positive regulation of DNA-templated transcription. Gene Ontology annotation, cellular component: nucleus.
UGUAAUUUUAGGAAUCUGUAGGUAACACGUACAACAGAAGUUUUUUUUUUUUUAUCAACCACGCACACACUCCAACACUGUUACUAAUGGCAGUUGCAUGAGAGCUGGUUUUUCCUGACAUACUAUGACGGAGGAAUUAUUUAUAUUGUUAUCUUCACUUCAUCUGUAUAAGUAUUUAUGUGUAGGCUUCAUUUGAAGCUAAACUUUGGCACUGUUAGUUUAGGCUGAGGACUUUGUUCUACGGUGUGUAGGUUGUGUAUGUUAACUGACAGCAACAUAUCAUGUUCAGCAGGUUUUUUAUGAAGUAUGCAAAGUUUGAAGUAUUUUCAACCACAGCUGUUCAAAGAUAGUAGUAAAGCUGCUCCUGAGACAGAGUGGAAGAUAAUGCAGAAGCUACGUCAAAUGGAAAUAGGAAAGAAUGGUACAAAUAAGAUUCUGAAUAAGGCCCCUAUCCCAAGCUAUACUGACAUAAAUCAACACAAACCACAUACGUUUUCUUCAAUUUGACCCUACAUAUUUCUUAAAUCAACUCAGUUUUUUUGUGUUUGUCGAGCAGGGACAGAAGGGAAGAUGGGGGCAGUGUGUGGGGACCCAGCAGCCAUUUGGCCUUAGGUGUGAAGCUCCACACACACCUAUUUAACAGAGCCAGUCACCGCUGUGUGCAUUUGAAGCAAAGUACAGCACAGAGGUAGGAACAAAGUAAAGACCAGGAGCAGAACAUUUUUAAAAAAGGAAAGGUCUCCAGUAGAACAGAAGGAUUGCUGAUUUGUGAAAGGAUACAGAGAAGGAGUCAGCAGGAGCUGAGGACUGAAAUGUCAGUUUGAAGAGGACGAGUAGACAGACUAACACGGACAAGGAAAAUGCUGAGCCUGGAGAUGUACCCCAGUUUGAGUCUGGGACCACAAAGGAUUGGAGACUGCUUUUUCAGAGAACGGCAGCCUCCAGCACACAUGCCUUUGUUCCCCCAAGCCUGCGAUGUGAACCCCAAAGCCCUGCCCCCUCGACUUCUGGCUCCUCCCCCUGGACCCAACGAGCCCGCCACAAACACCCCAAAAGAAGAGGUGAAGAUGGAGCUGGAGAACGCCAAUCUAUGGAAACAGUUCAGCUCGGUGGGCACAGAGAUGAUCAUCACAAAGAAGGGCAGACGGAUGUUCCCCGGGUUAAGGUUAAAGCUCUCAGGCCUAAACCCCUCUCUCAGAUACAUCCUGCUCCUGGACAUCAUCCCUGCAGAUAACUCCCGCUACCGUUUCCAAGGUGGCGGCUGGCAGGCUGUGGGUGGGGCCGAGGCGAGGCUACCAGACCGGGUUUUCAUCCACCCUGACUCCCCUGCGACGGGUGCUCACUGGCAGGACCGCACCAUCUCUUUUCACUACGCCAAGCUGACAAACAACACACUGGACACCCAGGGACAUAUAAUCCUGCACUCGCUGCAUCGCUAUCAGCCCAGAGUUCAUGUCAUCGAAGCCAGAGACGUGCUGAGGUGGGGCGGAGGGCAACACUCCUUUGUUUUCCCUGAGACCCAGUUUAUCACAGUCACAGCGUACCAGAACAACAAGAUCACAGACCUCAAGAUCAACGCCAACCCGUUUGCUAAAGGCUUCAGAGAGGACGGCAUGAACAGCAAAAAACAAAGAGACGCAAGACAGAAGCGCAAAAUAUCCGUCUCGUCAGAAACCUUGGAUAUUGUGAACUGUGAUCCAUGCGACUCCACUGAGCACCUGCCACAGUCUAUAACCUCCACCUCCAGCACCGCAGACCUGCAGGCCCUUGCCCUGGCCUCUCUCCCUCCCCUGCCUGACCCCUCCUGUGGGUUCAGACCAGGCGAAGCAGCGUAUCAGGACACUCUGGUCCCUCAGCAGACACUAGACCUCGGCCAGGCGUUCAUGGCUUCCCAGAUCUCAGACAUCGGCCUCUCCAUGGCCAGUGGGAUGCAGGACACGGCAGGAAGUGAGAUGGCAAAUAGUAUGAUUGAAAGAUCAGACACUCUGGGUGAACCAGCUUACACCUCCACGUUCCCUGCACCCGAGGCCAACUCCUCCUCUUUCCCCUCAGCUCCUCUCCCCCCACCAUCCUCCACCUUCUCCUCCCUCUCCGUUUCUGACAUUUCUGAUACAUCUAAUCCUCAUCCUUCCAUCCCUUCCAUGGACUAUCCCUCCAUCCUCUCCUCAUCCCCCAUUCUCUCCUCCUCGUCCACCACCACUACUCCCUCACUUCAGCAGACCACUUUCACCUUCCCGACCCCGCCUCCUUCUAACUCCUCCUCUCCACAGCCGCUCCUGUGCUCCUCAUCCUCCUCCCCAGCUGCCAACACCUAUCACACCAUCCCAGAGACAAUCAGCCCACACACGCCUACGGACGACUCUUUUUCUGCUCCGUCUGGUCUGCAGGAUCAAAUAUCAGCUCAUCUAAAUAACUCACCCAGCGAUCACAGCUCAGCAGCUUUUAUCUAUCCUAAUAGCCUUCCUGCAAAUCCCGAUCCUGCUCCAGUUACUUUUCCGCCCUUCUUCAAUCAAAACCACCAUCCUCUUCCCACUCUGCCUUGCUCCUUUCCCCCUCACGGCGCCCCCACGUCUUUCCCCCUACCCUCUGUCCCUUCACACAUGCAAAACCUAGCGUUCCCAAACAUGCACCAAAACUCUGCCCACCCUGCCCUGCACCUCCAGAACCAAGCACCCUCCCUUGCUCCUGCCUUUACUCCCUCAACAUUCACACACCAACCAUCCUCCCUCCCUCACCCUCCUUUCCAACCCUCCUCCUGCUUUGCUGUCUCCUCCUCUUUCCAGCAGUCUGCUGCCUCUGCUCCCUCGGCACAUCCUCAAAACCUGCACAACCCCCCUCCUUCCUCCUCCACCACCUCCUCCUCCUACCCUCCACUUGAAAGAGGUGCCAUCCCUCAGUUCAAUCCUGUUGCACCUUACCGCCCAGAUAUGGUGCUGCACCACCCGUCUCCUCCCCAGCUGGAUCCAUCGCAUCCCUCCAGCAUGCCCUCCUCUAACCCACCUCAGGCCCUCUACCAUUCCUUUCCGUCCUAUCCUCUCCGGCUCCGUCAGGACCCUCACUCGUCCCUCUCCAUCCCGUUCAGGCAUCUGUACGACAGCACCAGCAUGGCCACCCACACCCCCAAGGGUCCUACCUUGAUAUGAGCACAAGAGCUGUGUUUUGAAAAGCCUAAUGUGGACAGAAUGAUUUGGUUUAAUAGCGCUUUUAUGACCCUUUUUUUUUUUUAACAAUUUGUAGCAUUAGUUCAAGUAGUCCAGUGUACUACCAGUGUGUGUGUUUGUGUGUGUUCCCAACAAUUCAGGUGAUGAACUGAUUAAUGAAAUUGAUUUAAAUGUGUAAAUAGCUGUAUUUUCUUUUCAA